Messenger RNA from Syngnathus typhle (broad-nosed pipefish), 3667 nucleotides. It is a transcript of the gene phf2, whose product is annotated as PHD finger protein 2. NCBI's taxonomy places the organism in Eukaryota, Metazoa, Chordata, Actinopteri, Syngnathiformes, Syngnathidae. Gene Ontology annotation, molecular function: transcription coregulator activity; histone demethylase activity. The record is from RefSeq and is a predicted model, not a curated record. The transcript has 22 exons. Gene Ontology annotation, biological process: regulation of transcription by RNA polymerase II; protein demethylation. The coding region runs from base 91 to 3420 and encodes 1109 amino acids.
UCGGUUGGGAAAUUUGGUGAAUAACUCCUUCCAAAACAUGGAUGUGCUUGAACGAUCUUUACGUGGGCUUCGCCAUUCCUCGGAGUUUAAAUGCGAUAUGACAUGCCCGAUGAGCGGGGACGGACGGACGGACGAACGGCACCUUGCGUCGGUGUGGAUGAAGAUGAUGCCCCGGACAUUGACGUAUACCAUUGUCCAAACUGCGAGAAGACCCACGGCAAGUCCACAUUAAAAAGGAAAAGGCAUUGGAACAAACAGGACCCUUGGCAAAGCACAGAUGUCCGAGCUGUACAGAAUGGAAGUCAAGUUUUCAUAAAGGAGCUCCGUAGCAGAACAUUUCCAAGUGCUGAGGAUAUUGUUGUUAAACUAAGUGGCGCUCAACUGACCAUGGAUUACCUGGAGGAGAACGGUUUUGAGGAACCCAUCCUGGUUCCCAAAAAGGAUGGUUUGGGCAUGUCCAUGCCGCCUCCCACCUUUUACAUCAGCGAUGUGGAAAAUUACGUCGGUCCUGACGUCGCAGUUGACGUCGUCGAUGUCACUAAACAGACUGAUAGCAAGAUGAAGCUUAAAGAAUUUGUCGAUUAUUAUUACAGCACAAACCGAAAGAAAGUAUUAAAUAUAAUCAAUCUGGAGUUCUCUGACUCAAGGAUGAGUAAUAUUGUGGAGGGGCCCCAAAUUGUCCACAAUUUGUCUUGGGUUGAAAACUACUGGCCUGAAGAUGCUCUGCUUGGAAAGCCUAAAGUCACUAAAUACUGUCUGAUAUGCGUUAAAGACAGCUACACCGAUUUCCACAUCGAGUGCGGCGGCGCCUCUGUGUGGUAUCACGUACUAAAGGGAGAAAAGAUUUUCUUUCUCAUCAAGCCCACCUCUGCCAACCUUUCUCUGUACGAGCGCUGGAGGUCGUCGUCCAUCCGCAGCGAAAUGUUCUUUGCUGACCAAGUGGACAAGUGUUACAAAUGCUGUCUGAAGCAAGGACAGACUUUGUUCAUUCCAUCAGGUUGGAUCAAUGCAAUUCUGACUCCGGUGGACUGCUUGGCAUUCUCUGGCCAUUUUGUCCACAACCUGAGCGUGGAGAUGCAGAUGAGAGCAAAUGAAAUUGAGAAGAGACUAAAGGUGAAAACCCUCACACCGUUUCCCAACUUUGAAACAGCAUGCUGGUACGUGGGACGUCAUCUUCUUGAACGAUUCAAAGGUCUACAUAAAGCAAAUAGGCAGCCAGCUCCAUAUCUGAUCCAUGGUGCCAAAAUCAUCAAUGGAGCCUUCAGAGCAUGGACCAAAAAGCAGGCCCUUUUAGAACAUGAAGAUGAACUUCCAGAAAACAUGAAACCUUCACAGCUCAUUAAAGACCUUGCCAGAGAGAUAAGACUCUCAGAGAAUGCCACGAAAGCAGUUAAGAGCGAGCUGCCAUCGGAGAGUCCUCCAUCACCCCACUCGGAUCUUGAAGAUCCUCUUUCACCAGCCGAGGUUCCUUCGCCGAGCUUUGAGACAGUCAAAAACAAAAGCAACUGCCCGAAAGUGCACAGACCGCCAAGCAAAGCUCCGAAGAUGACCAAGGCUCCAAAAUCUCAGAAAACGCUCAAGGCCAAAGAGGGAGAUAAGAAGAAAAUCACACUUUUACACGACUCACCCGCUCCACCUAAAGCCUCCAGUUUUGAAGCUCUUGAGUCCCAUGCCAAGGAUAUCUUAAACCUGGACCAGACAACAAAAGCAAAGGUUGUGAAGAAAAUGGUGACAAUCUCAGAAAAGGAAACAUUGAAGCAAAAAAUGGUGGAAAAGUUCAACAAAACUAGAGGGCAGAAUAAAAACAGGAGUGAAGCAAAAUGGAAGUACAAGAAUAGUAAACCAGACUCCCUGUUAAAGAUGGAAGAAGACUGCAAAUUGGACAGGAGCUCCGUUUUAGGCAAUAAAGCCGCUUUGGCCCUGGCUCGCAAGAAAAUCCUGAGCACAAAGCCAAUGAAAAAUCACAUUGACGCAAGUGUUGUGGGGACAAUACAAGAGCUAAAAGAGGACAAACACAAGCCAGUGAGAGAUGAGUACGAGUACGUCUCGGACGAGGGAGAACUGAAGAUUGAUGAAUUCCCCAUUCGACGGAAAAGGAACACCGCAAAGAAAGAAUUUGCCGCAGUUCUUUCCCAAAUCAGACAGCCAGUUCGACCAACCAAUAACCCAAAGAGCAAGCCCUUGGUGUCAAAGGUAUGGAGUUUUCUACUUCUCAUCCAUCAUCACAGCCUGUCAUUUUGGUCAUUUGUACUGCUCUGGAAAGAAUUAAAGAGAGAAGGUCUCGACCCAAACACGAGAAAGAAUCAGAUUGCUGAUUCUUCAGAUGAAGAAAGUCUACAUUUUGACACAGACGCCAAGCCAGAGGGUAAAUGUUGCCAUUCCAACACAAAUACGAGUCAAAAAAGUGGCAGUGCGGCAGGUAUUCUUGACUUGCUGCAAGCCAGCAAACAAGUGGGUGGAAUUGACUACAGCACCAACAGUCAGCCACCUGCAUCUCCCAGCACACAGGAGGCCAUUCAGGGCAUGCUGUCUAUGGCCAACCUGUCAUCAUCCGACAACUUGCAGCAGCAGCAGCAGCAGCAGCAGCAGCAGCAGCAGCAAUGGAACACUAAUCAGUUAAGAAGCAAUAGUCAGUCAAAGAACAUUUGGCAAAUGCACAGUUCGCUGACUAAUAAGAAGGUCAGUAGAGGAGGAGGAGGAGGAGGAGGCGCCAUUGGUCACGGCAGCAACCGCAAGCAAUCCACUAACCACUUGAAGAAACCCCAGAAGAAGUGCAGUUUUGAGGCUCUUGAUUAUGAUGACCAGGACCACAUGGACGCGUGCUUUAAAGACUCCGAUUAUGUUUAUCCGUCAUUCGAGUCUGAGGAGGACAAUCCCAUUUUCAAAUCCAGAUCGAAGAAACGGAAAAAUAACGACGACGUUCCAUACAGCCCCACAGCUCGCGUAGGACCCUCGGUUCCUCGACAGGAAAGGCCUGCGAGAGAAGGAGCGCGCGUGGCCUCCGUCGAAACGGGCUUGGCCGCUGCUGCGGCAAAGCUUUCGCAUCAGGAGGAACAACAGAAAAUCAAGAAGAAAGUCAAAAAGAAGACAACGCUGUUCGAGGAGUCACCGCUAAAAAUGUCUGGAGAUAGCGGCUCGGCGGAUCGCCAUCUGGACUUCCGAGGCGACCACCUUUCGCAUCACGAGUUGGACAGCCAAGCGCUCAAGUUACCAGCAGUGCUCCAGCCCAUGGUGCCGGGGCUAUUCCUCAGCCAAAGGCGACCGUCCACGUCUGCUCCCAACAGCAACUCCAUGACAAAAGGGGAUCGUGGAGUUUCGGCAGAUGCUAAAGCCAAGCGGCUAAAGAAAGGCAUGGCAACAGCAAAACAGAGACUUGGAAAGAUUUUAAAGAUCCAUCGAAAUGGACAGCUCCUCUUGUAGCAGACCGCAAAAUAGGAUUGGAAAGUCAUGAACUGAGUCCCACUUUGUUUUGUUCCUGAAAGUUGACAGCGAGGAAAAAAAGCUAAGAUGGGAAAUAAGAAAUGAGACAUUUUUCACUCUCCAAGACCAACAUCACAUACAUAUAUAUACACACACGUUUCUGCCUGUCCUUAUACUUUAUAACUUUGAGAUAUUGAAGUGUACAUAGCCUGCUAUAAAUAUUUUUAAUAAACCAUGUCUCACUUUA